Molecule: messenger RNA, 2398 nt
Organism: Acanthaster planci (crown-of-thorns starfish)
Lineage: Eukaryota; Metazoa; Echinodermata; Asteroidea; Valvatida; Acanthasteridae
Product: protein phosphatase 1B-like
Biological process (GO): protein dephosphorylation
Molecular function (GO): magnesium ion binding; manganese ion binding; protein serine/threonine phosphatase activity
Source: RefSeq, a predicted model, not a curated record
CGAAGUGAAUAACAUCGCCCAAUGGCUGAUGGGAAAUGAUGCAGUUGUACAUGUUCGCGUUGGUGAGUGUUUCCCUCUGCUGCGAUCCUUGCUAGAAAUCAGACCAAUGACCUCAUCUGAAGCUGUAGCUUUCGGCCAUCUGUAUGUGGCUGAGGAACUGAAGAUUGAAUGAGUAAUGGACAAGAUUUUCACAUCAAUAUGGAGUUGCCUGUUGUAUCGCAGUGAGGAGAUAGUGCUUACUUUGUCAAGAAGCUACCAGUGGCAGAGAUAGUUGAUGCGAUUAAAAAAAGUGCUUGAGCCGUUACAGAGGAGAGGGUAGGAACUAUGGGGGCAUUCCUUGAUAAGCCAAAGAUGGAGAAAGAGAAUGAAGUUGGCUGCGGCAAUGGCUUGCGCUUUGCCCUUUGCAGCAUGCAGGGCUGGCGAGUGGAGAUGGAGGACGCCCAUACCGCUGUCAUUGGCCUUCCGUUUGGCCUCAAAGACUGGUCAUUCUUUGCUGUGUACGAUGGCCACGCAGGCUCCAAAGUUGCUAAAUACUGUGCCAAAAAUUUAUUGGAUGAGAUCACUUCAAAUAAAGAGUUCAAAGGCUGUGACAAGCCAGGUCCUACUUUCCAACCGACAGAAGACAAUGUGAAAAUGGGACUGAGGACUGGUUUCCUUAACAUUGAUAAAAAGAUGAGAGACAUAUUAACAAGAGAGAAUGACAAGAGUGGAUCUACAGCUGUUGGGACUAUUAUCUCACCAAAGCAUAUUUUUUUUGCUAAUUGUGGUGAUUCUCGUGCAUUGUUAAGUCGUAAGGGAACAGUGUGUUUCUCUACAGAGGACCACAAGCCAAGUAAGCAAAAUGAGAAGAAUCGAAUUGAGAAAGCCGGCGGAACAGUUAUGAUCCAGCGAGUAAAUGGAUCACUAGCAGUAUCAAGGGCCUUAGGAGAUUAUGAAUACAAAAGCAAUUUUGGAAUGGGUUCUACUGAGCAACUUGUCUCUCCAGAGCCUGAUAUCAAAGUAAUACCGCGGCAGCCUGAUGAUGAGUUUAUUGUUCUUGCUUGUGAUGGAAUCUGGGAUGUCAUGAGUAAUGAAGAGGUUUGUCGCUUUAUACGAUCACGGCUAGAACUGACUGACAACUUGAAAGAAGUCUGCAACAUGGUGGUUGAUACGUGCCUAUGCAAGGGGAGCCGUGAUAACAUGAGUAUCAUCAUUGUCACACUUGAAAAUGCACCUAAGGUGUCACAGCAGGCCCUUUCCAAAGAGGCAGAGUUAGAUCAAGCACUGGAAGCAAAAACAAAAGAGAUAAUGGACAGUUUUGGUGAGCGGGUUGGCAUUGACUUGGUAAUGCAUGUUAUGACAACAACAGAUAUAGAAGGUCUACCGCCGGGUGGAGGGAUACAAGCAAAGAAAUCUACCAUCGAAGCUAUUGUUAACAGACUAAAUUCAGACCAAAAACAGGAUGAGGAGGCAUCCGAUGACGCUUGGUAGGCUGUCUGGUAGUUUGAGGAGCCUAUGAAUUUGUAGGGAUGGACAAUGUGUGCAUUCUCUUAAUGGAUGGAAUUUCUUCUAGCUUGGGCUCUGCACUUUGGAACUGCACCUUGACUGACAGCAUUGUCAGGAGCUGUGUACAGUAAACCCUGCCUUCUGAAUGGUCCUUGGUGAAAUAUGUGAAUGAAUGGUCAAACACCCACUCAUGGAGACUAAACCUUCUAGAUGUUAUGAAGGCUUUGGUAAAAAUUCUUCAAUGUCUCUACAUUCUGUGAGUACGCACCAAGGUGGAACACCCCUUGCGUUCUCUGCUGAACGUCAGACUUGUUUUGUGUACACACGGACACCCAGUUGGCGUAAGUGUGGUCGCAGUGAUACGUGUACAUACACGUACAUGCAUACCAUCGAGUAUCACACAGUGGUUAUGAGACUUGUACAUAUUCAUAGCCAUUCAUGGGCCACUCCUAGAUUAGAUGUACAUGUUACUAGUUGCACAUAAUCUAUUAUAGUGUCAUUAUUGCCAGAAUGCAAGCAUGUGCACUGUAAUGAACAUAGCCUGCUGUGUCUCCACCUGUGUGGGAAAUGUUUUUGAAUACUAACAAGCAUGUUUGAAUGAACUUAAAUGGAAAAAAAAAAGUGUCAGGGCAAAUGUUUGCAGUUAAGAUGUGGACUGAAUUUUUUCCUUUGUUUCUUGAGAAAAAAUGUAAAAUUUGAGAACCUGUGCACAAAAUCUUGUGAAGCCUCAGAAUGAAAUACAUUGUACUGCUGAAAAAACCCAAUCUUUUCAUUUACACGUGUGUUAACCAUUUGCUGCUGGGGCAUUCAUCAAUGUUGAAAAUGCUGGUCCGGGGUAAUUAUCAUUUUUUUCUGUUUUCAAAAUUCUUUCUUUAAAAAUUCCUAUCUUUAUUUACUGGAAACUUACACCCAC